Molecule: messenger RNA, 1751 nt
Organism: Salarias fasciatus (jewelled blenny)
Lineage: Eukaryota; Metazoa; Chordata; Actinopteri; Blenniiformes; Blenniidae
Gene: ints15
Product: integrator complex subunit 15
Exons: 8
Coding region: 105-1541 (478 amino acids)
Source: RefSeq, a predicted model, not a curated record
GGCAGGAAGUGGUUCCGCCGUCGUUGUGAGACCUUUCAUCACUUGUCUCGUCAUUAGUCAAAUUUUAAGCGAGUUUAGAGCGUAUUUGAACAAGAUCGUGAGGGAUGGGCGACAUCCGUCAGUCCCUGCUGCCUCGGGACGUUCUGAGUGCAGCCAAGGAGCUGCUUUACCACCUCGACAUUUACAUCUGCAACCUGGUGCAGUCCGGGAGGCAGCCUCCGCAGGUCGACUCCAAAACCCUGGAGCUGGUGGAGGAGUUCAUUUUGCAUGCACCCAAGGACAGAAACACCCCGACCAGAAGGAUGAGUGCUCUGCAGGAGCUGCAGCUGCUGGAGAUCAUGUGCAGCUGUUUUCAGGAGCAGAGCCGUGACACUGUCCGCCAGCUUAUGUUUUCGGCGCUCUUCAAUCUCCAAGGAAACCAGGCAGACGAAAGUCGCAUGGCACUGCUGAGCAAGCUGGUCUCAAUGGCGAUCGCCGUGGGCCGAGUCCCGAUCUUAGAAUGUGCUGCUACCUGGCUACAGAGAACCCAUAGAGUGUACUGCGUCCGCCUGGCGCAGGUGCUGGUGGACGAUUACUGCAGCAUGGUGCCAGGCUCAGUACCCACUCUGCAGAACAUCCACAGCGCCAGCCCUCGCUUCUGCUGCCAGUUCAUCACUGCCGUCACCACCCUGUAUGAUCUCACCUCAGAGGAGCUCAGCCCUCCGCUAGAACUCCUCCAGAUGAUCGUGUCGUGGAUCCAAGAUGACCCUCGUCUCGUCUUAAUCACGUUCCUGAACACGCCCCUGUCCGGGAACCAGCCAAUCAGCUCGCUGGACGUCACUCCGCUGGGGGGGUUGAUGCGCUGGUGCAUCAAGGCGCCGCUGGCGUACAGGAGUGACAAGAAGCAGGCGCUGAGCAGUGGAGGCUGUGAGAGUGAGCAGGAAGUAGGGCCCCUCUUCUCUGCCCUCCAUCUGAGUGUCCUGCAGGUACUCAUGCUUUUGCCCACCAUACUGAACGAGAAGGGGCUGUACGGCCGCCUGGCCCUGCUUCAGAUGGAGGCCCUGGCAGCACUCGUAUCCGACCUCUCCCGACUCCUGGACCAGGCCGACAAACACACGCACCUGUCCUCUGCAGACGUGCACACGCUGUCCCAGCUGGCCCUGGACCGGCUGGCGCAGGCCCUGCAGGUGUCCAUGGCCAGCGGAGCCCUGCUGUGCUCCAGAGAGGACCUGAGAGCCAUCUGCUCCCGUCUUCCCCACAACAAUCUGCUCCAGCUGGUGUUAUCCGGUCCGGUGAUGUACUACAACAACAUCCACACCCCGCCGCUGGCCUUCAGCCCCCACGCCGCACACUCACCCAUAACCUCCCACCCCACACACCCCACACACCCCACACACCCCACACACCCCACACACCCGAUGACCCCGACACACCCCACACUGCCCACGCACCCGGCACACACCCCACAUGCACCUCUGGCCACUCACCCCUCUGCCCACCCUCAGUACCCCGCUCAGCCCUUCAUGACCGGGAUGCCCUUCCCCUACCGGCCCAGCCACUGAGGAACCGUCUGCUGGGGGAUAAGAGAGAGUGUGUGUGUGUGCGUGUCUGUGUGUGUGUGUGUGCGUGUGCGUGUGUGAUUUAAUAAGUAUUAUAAUGUUGUUAGCAUAUUUGCUUCUGAGAAAACCUGUGAGGCUAACACGUUUGUCCAAUAAAUAUUUUUCUACUUCCCCCUUGGUGCUGUUCUCCAUGUCGACCACUUGAGGUCACUG